Molecule: messenger RNA, 1304 nt
Organism: Octopus bimaculoides (California two-spot octopus)
Lineage: Eukaryota; Metazoa; Mollusca; Cephalopoda; Octopoda; Octopodidae
Product: succinate--CoA ligase [ADP/GDP-forming] subunit alpha, mitochondrial
Biological process (GO): tricarboxylic acid cycle
Cellular component (GO): mitochondrion; succinate-CoA ligase complex (ADP-forming)
Molecular function (GO): succinate-CoA ligase (GDP-forming) activity; succinate-CoA ligase (ADP-forming) activity
Source: RefSeq, a predicted model, not a curated record
UCUUCCUCUCCCCCUUUCCUCUAUAUUUCUCUUUCACGCAUUCUCCCCCCUCUCUCUAUUUACCUUAUAGUCAUGGACUUGUUGCCAUCAUUUGAUUGGUCGCUUCAUCACAUGUAACAACCAUGGCUGUGUGCAGGUCUGUCGCAAGACUUCUCGUUCCCAAAAAUGUCGGGAUCCCGCAGUGCUUCAAUUCAGUCCGAACAAACUACACUGGUACUCGUCCCCACUUAAUGAUUGGUAAAGACACUAAAUUGAUCUGUCAGGGUUUAACUGGAAAACAGGGUACGUUCCACAGUGAACAAUGCAUUAGUUAUGGAACACAAAUGGUGGGAGGUGUGUCACCUGCUAAAGCUGGCACCACACAUCUAGGUUUACCUGUAUUUGCUUCUGUCAAAGAGGCCGUAAACAAGACGGGAGCAAACGCUACUGUGAUAUUCGUACCGCCUCCAGCGGCAGCUAAAGCUAUAGAUGAAGCUAUCGAUGCAGAAAUUCCUCUGGUUGUGUGCAUUACUGAAGGAAUUCCACAGCAAGACAUGGUGAAGGUGAAGCACAAACUAGUCCGACAGAGCAAGACCAGGUUAAUUGGUCCAAACUGUCCUGGAAUUAUCAAGCCUGGAGAAUGUAAAAUUGGUAUUAUGCCAGGACAUAUUCACCAACAAGGUAACAUUGGAAUUGUUUCACGUUCCGGCACUCUAACAUACGAAGCUGUGCAUCAGACAACUGCUGUAGGCCUUGGACAGACAUUGUGUGUUGGUAUUGGAGGGGAUCCUUUCAACGGAACAGAUUUCAUUGAUUGUUUGGAAGUCUUCAUCCAAGACCCUAACACAAAAGGAAUUGUUCUGAUUGGUGAGAUUGGUGGCCAGGCUGAGGAAAAUGCUGCUGAAUAUUUAAAGGAACACAAUAAGGGUCCCAAUGCAAAGCCUGUUGUGUCUUUUAUUGCUGGCUUGACUGCUCCGCCUGGUCGACGUAUGGGCCACGCUGGUGCCAUUAUUGCUGGCGGGAAGGGAGGUGCUAAUGAGAAAAUAGAAGCUUUACGGGAAGCUGGUGUUCAUGUGACCGAUUCUCCUGCUCAGAUGGGUUCCACUAUGGUUAAGGCCAUGCAAAUGCGUUCUUGAAAUACCAAAUACAUGCCAUCUUUUGCUGCCAUUUGAAUCAUGUGCUGUCUCUAUUGAUGGGAGUGUGUAAUUUCCAGCAGUGGUUAGCAGCUAUCAGUGAUCCAGCAAAUUAAAAUUUUUUUCCUAUCCAUCCUAUCGUGGAUCAGUGUUUUUCGUUUUGUUUUUUUAAUACAAAAUAUUGAUGAUGAU